Molecule: messenger RNA, 2553 nt
Organism: Schizosaccharomyces cryophilus OY26
Lineage: Eukaryota; Fungi; Ascomycota; Schizosaccharomycetes; Schizosaccharomycetales; Schizosaccharomycetaceae
Product: U2AF large subunit
Exons: 3
Coding region: 270-1808 (512 amino acids)
Biological process (GO): mRNA processing
Cellular component (GO): nucleus; commitment complex; U2-type prespliceosome
Molecular function (GO): poly-pyrimidine tract binding; pre-mRNA 3'-splice site binding
Source: RefSeq, a predicted model, not a curated record
CAAGGUCACCUCUACCUACUCUAAAAAAUUCAUUCAGGAGAAAAGGUUUUGGGAUUAGCUUGCUAUUAAAUAAGAAAGAAAAACAAAUAUUAUAUUUCUGAAUUAUAUUGUGACUUUGCAAGCUGUUCAAGUCGUGUUAUAUAAACGACUGCACAAACAACGUAUAAUUAUUGCUUACUAUAAUUUUUACUCUUCCAUUGCUUAUUUUAUACCCUCAGAAACCUUAAUCUAGUCUUACAUACUAUUGAUUUAGACCUUGGAUUGCUAAAAUGGAUUUGUCGUCCAGAAUUUCAGAAUCUCGCUCUUCGAGAAGAGGUCGAGAUUCUCGAGAUGAAAAUGGUGGACGUAUGGACAGAUACUCCUCGCGUGACAUAGAGCGAAGCUAUUAUCGAGACGAUCAUCGACGUCGACACCGAGAAGAUCAUGAUUACCGACGAAACAGAGAGUAUAGAGAGAGAAGUCCCCGUGAUGAUGAAAGAUCAAAGAGGAGACGUUAUGAUGACCAUGAGUAUCAUUCUUCAAGGUAUUCUUCUAGACGUAGAAGCGUGAGUCCAUCUUCAAGUAGGUCUCGUACUCUGCAAUCUAUAGAACGCGAAUUAGAGCAACUUAGGGAUGUGAAGCCAAUCAAUGAAUGGGUUCGUCAAAACUCUCAAUGGGAUAUCAAACCUCCUGGUUAUGAGUUAGUAACCGCUGACCAAGCUAAAAUGUCUGGUUUAUUUCCUCUUCCUGGCGCACCUCGUACUGCUACUACUGAUCCUGAAAAGCUUCUUGAGUUUGCUCGAUCGGCAGCAGGAAGUAUCAUGGCGCCACCUCCCCCUUUGCAACCUGGUGCUAGUCGUCAAGCUCGAAGAUUAGUCGUUUCCAAUCUUCCGUCAGACUUUGACAUAAAUACAUUCAAGCCAUUUAUCGAAGAUUUGUUUAUAUCCACAACGUACCAUAAACCAGAAACUAGUCAUUUUUCGAAUGUUUUUUUUUCCAAAGAAGAUAAUUCUGCAAUUUUAGAAUUAUCGAAGCCGGAAGAUGCCACAUUUUUAUGGGGUUUACAUACCGCUCAAUAUGCACCUGAUAUACUGAUAAGUUUUAACAGAAUUAAAAACUACAUUGUUCCACAAAUUAUGCCUGAGACUGCAAACCAAAGAAGUUUGGAUUUUACGCAAAAUGAAGUAUUGGACUCAAAAGAUAAAAUCUAUUUCACCAACUUCCCUUCUAAUUUGAGUGAACAGAACGUAAUUGAGUUAUUCAAACCGUUCGGAGAGUUAUUGAGCUUUCAAUUAAUAAAAAAUGUUGCUGACGAAUCUUCUAAGGGUUUUGGAUUUUGUGAAUACCGUAACUCUGAGGACGCAGGGAAGGCGAUUCAAAAUUUAGACGGAAUGGAAUUUAACGACAAAAAAAUAAAGGUUGGUUUUUCCUGUGUAGGUUUGAAUCAAAAAAUACCCGAAAGCAAUGUGGGAAUGGUCGCUUUGACAGAAUUAGCCAAAGUGGAUCCCAAAGUUCAGGCUACACGUGUGUUACAAAUUCAUAAUGUUGUAACAGAAAACGAAGCUGCUGAUCCUCGAGAUUGUGAAGAAAUUCAAGAAGCCGUUUCUACUCAAUUUUCUAGAUUUGGAAAAAUUCUAGACAUAAAGAUUCCUCAACGAAAAGGUUUAUCUGACACUCCUUCCAUUGGCAUUGGAAAAGUAUACGUGAGAUUUGCUGAUAUCAAAUCGGCUGAAGCAGCCAUACAAGAGAUGCGAGGCUGUAAAUUUGAUGAUAGAACUAUUGUCCUUGCUUUUUAUGGUGAGGAUUGUUAUAAAGCAAAUGCUUGGUGAUAAUUUAGUAAUCUAUUAUUCCUUUAUGACCCAAAAAAUUACUGAUGGAAUCAUUUAUGAGUCAAAUGCUAUUGGUAGUACUAUAAGUUAUGAUUUUAGCAUUCUGGAAGCUACAUUUCAGUUCUAUUAAGCAACUAAAAUAGCUAUAUGGUAAGGUUAAUAAAACAUGUUUUUGUCCAAAAAAUAAACGUAUCAAUCACUCUCCUCGGCGCUUUCACUACUGCUACUUUCUUCUAUAUCUGCAGGGGUAUUGUUGGUAAACUCUUUAGGCCUAACAAUUGUUAGCUAUUCAUAUAGAUUAUGAAAAAACUUACCAAUAAGGUUGCUUCUCCCAAAUUUUCAAUGGGUUUUGAACCACGUAUGCAAUAGAACCGUCGAUUUUGUUGUUUUGGUCUGUAAAUUCAGACUUAUCUAUUACAACAUAUCCACCCCGUUUAAUCCAUGCUUUGUUUCGAUAUUUUGCAGGCAUCUCAACGAGUAGUUCUCGUCCAUUGGCUUCACAAACCGUAAAUAAUGCUGAACCUCUGAGUUGCAAUACUUUAGCAACAACUUGAUCCUUGUCUAAGGAUUCAGGAGGAUCAAACGACAGAUGACUUAAAGCUUUCUUUGACAUUUUUUAUUUUCGUAUUAUACUUCUAUUAGAGUGACCUUAUUUAGUUGAUUUUAGAAUGUACCCAGUACUGUGUAGUGACCUUGACAAUAAAUACUGUAUUUACCUAAUUAUAUCUGACAAAGGCUAAAGAAC